AUGGUAUCAAAGCAAGCAGGAGUCGACUACACUGAGACCUUUUCACCAGUGGUCAAGAUGACCACCAUCAGGACCUUAAUUAGUAUAGUUGUUAAACAAGGAUGGAAAAUUUACCAACUGGAUGUCAACAAUGCAUUUUUACAUGGGGAUUUGCAUGAGGAGGUUUACAUGGAUGCACCUCAAGGUCUAGCUGUAGCUUCAUCAAGAUUGGUUUGCAAAUUGAAAAAAUCUUUAUAUGGUUUAAAGCAGGCUAGUAGACAAUGGUAUGACAAACUCACAGAGGCACUACAUUCCAGGGGUUUUGAACACUCAGUUGAAGAUUAUUCAUUGUUCUAUAAGAAAUCUGCCAAUUCAUCAGUUUAUGUAGCAGUUUAUGUAGAUGACAUAGUUCUCACAGGGACAAAUCUAGUAGAAAUCAACAAUUUAAAGUCUUUUCUGCAUGACACUUUCAAGAUUAAAGAUCUAGGACAGUUGCAUUACUUUCUUGGUUUUGAGCUACUCUAUAGAGAAGAUGGUGUGCUGAUUUCUCAAAGGAAGUUUACCACAGAACUAUUGAAGGAAUUUGAAUGCCUGUCAUACACUGCAGUGACUGCUCCUUUAGAGUGCAACCUCAAACUUCAAGCAGCUGAAGGUCCUCUCACUGAUCCUACUCAUUAUAGAAAAUUAGUAGGGAAGCUCAAUUUCCUUACUCAUACUAGAAUGGACAUAGCCUACAGUGUCCAACAUCUGAGCCAAUUCAUGCAGGAUCCUAGAGAACCUCAUCUCAAAGCUACAAUACAUGUCCUUAGAUAUCUUAAAAAUGAUCCCAUUUUGGGGAUAUUCAUUUCAAAUGUUCCUGACUUCAAUCUUAGGGCCUAUUGUGAUUCAGAUUGGGCAGCUUGUCCAGAUACAAGAAAAUCAGUUAGUGGGUACAUUGUCAUGCUUGGGGACAGCCCAAUCAGUUGGAAAUCAAAGAAGCAAGCCACAGUCUCUCUUUCCUCUGCUGAGGCAGAAUACAGAUCCAUUCGAAUGGUAGUAGGGGAAUUAAUUUGGCUAAGGAGAAUUUUAAUAGAGUUUAAUGUCCCCUGUGACACUCUUACUCAUGUAUACUGUGAUAGCCAAGCAGCCGUUCACAUAGCAAGGAACCCUGUUUUUCAUGAACGGACAAAGCAUAUCGAAGUGGAUUGCCAUUUUGUAAGGAACAGUCUGCAAGAUGGUUCUAUAACACUGCCAUGUUUCCACUACUGA
This is a messenger RNA of Solanum tuberosum (potato), 1227 nucleotides long. RefSeq lists its product as uncharacterized. NCBI's taxonomy places the organism in Eukaryota, Viridiplantae, Streptophyta, Magnoliopsida, Solanales, Solanaceae. The record is from RefSeq and is a predicted model, not a curated record. The transcript has a single exon. Bases 1 to 1227 code for a protein of 408 amino acids.